UGCAGCGGGGCAAUGUAUUAACAUGGCGUCAGUGGUCGCUGUUUUGACCAGGGCCGUGGGAUUUCAAAAACAUUAUGUGGAAUAGAACCAUGAGGACAGCUAAACAAUAAUCCCAAAUCAACUGCAGAGCUCAAAUUUUUAGGUGUCCUGCCUCCCUGCUCAUCUUCAUUGUGGUGUUGACUCCACCAGGGACAGCAGUAGCAGGACAGGAGGGAUGGAUGAGUCUAUGAGUCCUGUAAAAUCAGUCAAACAGUCUCAGUCCAGAGGAGCCAAGACUUUGUCCAGUCAGAAGGAGGGAACAAAGUCUGCACCGAGUAGCAAGGAAAACCUCAUCGCUGCAAAGGAUGAACAUAAUAUAGGCAGUCAGGUAAGUCGUGCAUCAGGGAAGGCUUUUACUGAUAACUCCCUGGACAAGAAGAGAGGACGACCUGCCAGACUCGCCAGACUGACUGGAAGAACAAGUUCUGGGGAGAGAGGCAAAGGAAGAGCGGCAGGUUCUCAGCACCAGCUUGUGGCCCAGACUCCGGAGUCCAGAACGGCUCAGUCUGCGGAGAGCCGCUCCUUAGCAAAGAGAGAGACCAGCUCUCCUCUUUUACCUGGCACACCUGAGAGGGGCCUGGCAGGGCAGGCCAAGAGCUCAACUGGAGCUCCAGGAAAGGAGAAAUCACAUGCGGUGAAAGCUGCAACUCUGAUGCAUCAGUCUGCUGAAGAGGUCCCAGAGGUGAGGCCCCCUGAGGAGGAGGGACUGCUCACAGAGCAGCAGCUGGGCCUCCGACAGGCAGAGGAGCGCCUCUACAGAGACUACAUCCACCGACUGCUGAAACAGUCCCCCGAGUACCCAAACUAUCAGUACUUAUGCAAACUGUGUUCGGUGCACAUUGAGAACAUCCAAGGAGCACACAAACACAUCAAGGAGAAGAGGCACAAGAAGAACAUAAUGGAAAAGCAGGAGGAGAAUGAGCUGCGUGCUCUGCUGCCGCCCUCUGCCGCCCAGCUGAGGGCCGUGGACGCUGCCGUCCUGGAAACCGCCAGGCAGCAAGGGAUCUCAGAGGAGGACUUUGAGGUGCGAAAGGCGGUGGUUGCCAGGAUGGAGGACAUCAUAAAGAGGCACCUCUCAGCUUGUUCUCUCCGUUUAUAUGGUUCCUGUCUUACCCGAUUUGCCUUCAAGACGAGUGAUAUCAACAUCGAUGUCACCUACCCCUCCACAAUGACACAACCUGAAGUCCUGAUUAAAGUGCUGGAAAUCCUCAAAAACUGCACUGAAUUUGCUGAGGUUGAGUCGGAUUUUCACGCCAAAGUUCCUUCUGUGUUCUGUCGGGAUAGUAGAAGCGGCCUGAUGUGUAAAGUGAGUGCAGGCAAUGAUGUCGCCUGUCUCACCACCAACCACUUGGCAGCCUUGGCAAAACUGGAGCCCAGACUGGUUCCUCUGGUGCUGGCCUUCCGCUACUGGGCACGGCUGUGUCACAUUGACUGCCAGGCUGAAGGCGGCAUCCCUUCAUACUCCUUCGCCCUGAUGGUCAUCUUCUUCCUGCAGCAGAGAAAGGAGCCCAUCCUCCCAGUCUACCUGGGCCGUUGGGUUGAAGGCUUUGAUGUGAAACGAGUGGACGAGUACCACCUUACUGAAAUCGUGCUGGACAUGUUUGUGAAGUGGGAGCACAGACCUCCGAGCUCCCCAGAUGGACGAGACAACCGGAACGAGCCCAGAGGGGAAUGCAGGUCCAAACGAGAACAGAACAAAUCUGAUGAAACUAAAUACUCUGAGGGUCUGGUGAGUUCUACUUUGGCACAUAAUUAUAUUAGACAAAAGGAGGCAGUGUUGAUGUUGUUAUUCUGGUUUUUCUUACAGAGCCCCCUUACCCUGGAUCUGGCUAAAAGUGUGUCGCUGGGCCAGCUUUGGUUGGAACUCUUACGUUUCUACACGCUGGAGUUCGCUCUCGAGGAAUACAUCAUCAGCAUCCGCCUAAAGGAGCUCCUCUCCAGGGAGAUGAAGAACUGGCCUCGCCGCAGGCUCGCCAUUGAAGAUCCGUUUGCCUUGAAGAGAAAUGUUGCACGAAGCCUGAACAGCCAGAUGGUGUUCGAGUACAUCCAGGAGCGCUUCCGAACAGCUUAUAAAUACUUUGCCUGCCCCCAGAAGAGGGGCAACGGUGGACGUCAAAGGAACAAGAAGACACAGGGGCAGGCUGUAAAACUGGAAGGAGCCGAGAGGAAACGGGACACUCGCUCCAACAACGAAGAGGACGACUGCAAAGGGGAAGAAAGUGCUCAAAAGGAGGGGUCGAAGGAGGAUGAAGAGCCCGACGGCGAUGAUGAAGACGGUUCGGAUUUGUCCAGGAAAAGGGAUGAGAAGACUUUAGAUGCCAGCCUCUUGGACAUGGUGCUCAACGAGAGGAGCAAAACCUCCUUCUCCCCCAAUGGCCUGCUGGACAGUGACAAGGAAGGGGAAGAAGAAGAGGAGGAGGAUGAAGUGGAAGAGGAGGAAGACUGCGUUUCAGAGAGGGAUGUGCCUGUUUCAUCAGAGGAUGAUCUGCACUACGAGUUUGAUAAGAUGAUCUUCACUGGUGGGAAGCCUCCAACUGUUGUGUGCAGCAUCUGCAAACGAGACGGACACCUGAAAGACGAGUGUCCUGAGGACUUUAAGAAGAUUGAGCUGAAGCCUCUGCCUCCAAUGAACGACCGAUUCAGAGACAUCCUGGAUGGACUCUGCAGAUUGUGCUACUAUGAACUAUCGCCUUCACAUGUUGAGCAGCAGAAGAGGGAACAGAUCCUCGCCAGCCUGGAGAGGUUCAUAAGGAAGGAGUUCAAUGACAAAGCUCAGCUCUGUUUGUUCGGCUCUUCUAAAAAUGGUUUUGGCUUCCGCGACAGCGACCUUGACAUCUGCAUGACUCUGGAGGGUCAUGAGACUGCAGAGAAGCUGAACUGUAAAGAGAUCAUCGAAGGCCUUGCAAAAGUCCUAAAGAAGCAUACAGGUUUGAGGAACAUCCUGCCUAUCACCACAGCUAAAGUGCCUAUUGUGAAGUUUGAACACAGACAAAGUGGUUUGGAGGGAGACAUUAGUCUUUAUAACACCCUGGCUCAACACAACACCAGGAUGCUGGCGACGUAUGCAGCUCUGGAUCCACGUGUGCAGUUCCUGGGAUACACAAUGAAGGUCUUUGCAAAGCGCUGCGACAUUGGCGACGCUUCACGAGGAAGCCUCUCAUCCUAUGCUUACAUCCUGAUGGUGCUUUACUUCCUGCAGCAGAGGCAGCCACCAGUCAUCCCCGUCCUGCAGGAGAUCUUUGAUGGGAAGACUGUUCCUCAGCGGAUGGUGGAUGGCUGGAACGCUUUCUUUUUUGACAACCUGGAAGAUCUGCGUCGGCGUCUCUCGGACCGUCAGCCGAACACAGAGUCUGUGGGAGAGCUGUGGUUGGGGCUCCUUCGGUUUUACACCGAAGAAUUUGACUUUAAAGAGAACGUCAUCAGCAUCCGGCAGAGGAAACGCCUCACCACGUUUGAGAAGCAGUGGACCAGCAAAUGCAUCGCUAUCGAAGAUCCUUUCGAUUUGAAUCACAAUCUUGGUGCUGGAGUUUCUCGCAAGAUGACGAACUUCAUCAUGAAGGCCUUCAUAAACGGGAGAAAGCUGUUCGGAACGCCAUUCUAUCCUGUCCUCGGCACCGAAGUGGACUACUUCUUUGACUCGAAGGUGUUGACAGAUGGCGAGCUGGCGCCCAACGACAGGUGCUGCAGGAUCUGUGGGAAGAUUGGACAUUACAUGAAGGACUGUCCAAAGAGACGCAGGAUGAAGAAGAAAGAGAACGAUAAAGACGAGGACGUCAAAGAGGAGGAGCGGGAACCGAAGGACAGACGUUGUUUCCAGUGUGGAGACACGGGUCACGUACGAAGAGACUGUCCCGAGUACCGCCACCUCAAACAGAGGAAUGCCGGAGCGCCUGCUCCUCACAUGGUGCGAACUGUGAUGAGUUCCCAGAACAUCCCCCUUCCUCCGACCUCUGGAGAUGGUCCUGGAAGAACCAGACAGCCUUCUGAAUGUUCCGAUAGUCGGCAGACUCCGCCCUACUCCCCGCAGCCCACCACUGUCCAGCAGAGCUCCUCCCAAUCCUCCGGUUCCCCUCAACCCAAAACCAGUUCUGCUGGUCCCCAGAAGCAGCCGGCCCACCCCCAGGUUCCGUUGUCUCUCUUUAGCUAUCCUAGCUCCCAUCCAGGCCAGUAUCAUCCAGGGGCGCUGACGGCACUGGGGCUCCUUCCUUCACACCAGUCCCAGGGGCAGCCUCAUCACCCGGUCCACAUCCCCUCCACAUCCUGGCCAAUCCACGGUCCAGUCCUCACUUCGUCUACUCCCACCAUCCCCUCCCCGCCUGGCCUGAAAUUCGCCCUGCGUUCAGCGUCAGGGAAUGGGAGCCCCACCGGCUCAGGAGGCGGCCCCAGCCCCAUGAGUCUGAACGACCCGAGCAUCAUCUUCGCCCAGCCGGCGGGGAGACAACUGGGCAUCGGAGGGCCUGGACGAGAAGGACACUGGCACAACCACCUUGCACAACCUGGGUCACUUAUGGGCAAUGGCACUGUGGUCAAGUCAGAGUCGGGCCACCAAGCCCAGUCUGCAGGCGUGAGCCAGGGCUCUCGGUUAUGGGACCACAACAAACCCCCCCAGUACACCCUCUCUCCAUCCUGGCCCUACAGGAUGCCCCAGAACUUCAUCCAGCAGGGCAAUGGAGGCUUCCAGCCUGGCAAACCCUUCAUGACUCAAGGCGGCUCAGUGGUGCAUCCCAAUCCAAACUUCCCACUGGUUCCUCAUGUCCGGCAUCCAUCUCUGAAUUUCAUCCAACAGAAGAAAUAAGUUGCAUCUCUUUUAAAUUAGGUCCACGGUCAGUAAUUUAACAGUAAUCACAAACUCUUUACAUCACUUGAUGACAUGCAAAUUUUUAAAAUGAAUUUUAUCAUUUUUGUACAGUUUUUAUGUUUUACUUUUUGUCAUUACAUUGAUUUGUGAUACAAAUGUCAAAUAUUUUAAUACCCCCGUUUUUGAGGGGGUCCAAAAAGUGUUUUUAUUUUAUGUGUAAAGUAAGCAGGACAAAUGCAAACCUUUAUUUUUAUUAGCUGUAUUCAUACUUUGCUUGCAACAAGAUGAAGGCUUUGAAUAGAUGUUUGUUUAAAAACAAUCUAAUGUGUCACCCCAAGUAUGUAGUGCCAAAAGCAGAGCUAGCAAGAAAAAAGGGAAAAAAUCUUAAAUUUGGAAAAAAAAAGGAAAAAAAGAAAAAAAAAAGCUUCAAGAAAAUAAAGAAAAAAAGCAAACAGUUUUGUUGUGUGGCGCAGUUUCU
Melanotaenia boesemani (Boeseman's rainbowfish) is the source of this 5315-nucleotide messenger RNA. It is a transcript of the gene tut4, whose product is annotated as terminal uridylyl transferase 4. The coding region runs from base 215 to 4834 and encodes 1539 amino acids. Lineage: Eukaryota; Metazoa; Chordata; Actinopteri; Atheriniformes; Melanotaeniidae. The record is from RefSeq and is a predicted model, not a curated record. The transcript has 29 exons. Gene Ontology annotation, molecular function: RNA uridylyltransferase activity; nucleic acid binding; zinc ion binding.